UCCACAGACGCAGACUACGAGUCGGUUCCCGUGGGUGCGUACGGCCUGGCCAUGCUGCGGGGCAUGGGCUGGAAGGAGGAGGAGGGCAUCGGGCGCACGUUCAAGCAGAAUGUGAAACCUCUGGAGCACCAGCUGAGGCCCAAAGGCCUGGGACUGGGUGCCGACAGGUCACUGAUCCGAGAUCUCGAGGAACCUCGUCCUCAGAGAGCGCUGAAGCCGGGUGAGGAGCGGAGGGUGGAGGAGCCAACAGGCCUAGUCUCGGGGAGUUUGGUUCAGAUCGUCAACGGACCACACCAGGGCCUUUAUGGCAAGAUUGAAGGGCUGGACCCAGACAACGCCAGGGUGUUGGUGAAACUGGCUCUUGGAGGCAAGGUUGUGACGGUCAGCCAGUACAACAUCCAGUUCACCAACAAGAAGGAGUACGAGCGAUACAGCAAGGACCUGAGCAGACUGAGCACAGCUCACAGAGACAGCCAGCAGAGGGAGGAGGAACAGGCAGCAGCACACACACAGCCCCUGGAACAGCAGGACAAGGAGGCCGAGAGCAGCAGCGGCCAGGAGAGGAGGCGAGAGGGAGCUCACAAGGAUCGGGACCGGGGUCAGCGGCAAAAACACCACAGGAAGAGGAAGCACCAGGCCCAAUCCGACAAGGAAUCACAAAAAAGCAAAGAGAGGAAGAGUUUGAACGGUUCCAGUGAGGCUGCCCUUCGAGAGUCCUGCUGGCUCAGGAGAGACCUGUACGUUCGAUUCAUCGACAAGCAGUAUAAAAAUGGAAAAUAUUACAACUCAAAGGUGACAAUUGAGGACGUACUCAGCUACGAUUCAUGUGUGUGCAGGACGGAGGAAGGGCGACUUCUUGAAGGGAUCAGACAGUCGAUGCUGGAAACAGUAAUUCCCAAGAGGGAUUCUGAACAUGUCCUGGUUGUCCUGGGUCGGCACAAGGGGCAGGUUGGGCGUGUUCUCCGUCGAGAUAAGGAUCACUGUCAGGCUGUGAUCCAGUUACAGAGGGGUGAUGAACAGGUCCUGCAAAUCGACUACGACUCCAUCUGUCAGUACGUGGGAGGCACAGACAAUGACUGAGGGAUGUCCCUCUGGCCCCCUCCUCCCUGGGAGAGCCAGCGGUGUCCGUAUCCAGCACAUUCCCGCAGUGUUUCACAGCUCGGAGCUGGAAUUCCCCCUUCAAGAUGCUGAUCCUAGGAUAGUCCCAGCUCACAGCUGCUGUUCCAACGUCCCCAUGAUUCCGCACUUGUCCGACUUCUACCGAUCCCGGAAUGGGCUGUUCCCCUUCCUGAGCUUUGGGGUAAUAACACAGGGAGAAGGAGGGGUGGGGUCUGUGAACCCCGAGCGACAGGUCUGUACCUGUGUGGGUAUU
This is a messenger RNA of Carcharodon carcharias (great white shark), 1372 nucleotides long. It is a transcript of the gene gpkow, whose product is annotated as G patch domain and KOW motifs. The annotation marks the transcript as partial. Gene Ontology annotation, cellular component: spliceosomal complex. Gene Ontology annotation, molecular function: nucleic acid binding. NCBI's taxonomy places the organism in Eukaryota, Metazoa, Chordata, Chondrichthyes, Lamniformes, Lamnidae. Gene Ontology annotation, biological process: mRNA splicing, via spliceosome. The transcript has 8 exons. The record is from RefSeq and is a predicted model, not a curated record.